This is a messenger RNA of Moneuplotes crassus, 964 nucleotides long. The record is from the annotation of a GenBank genome assembly. Lineage: Eukaryota; Ciliophora; Spirotrichea; Euplotida; Euplotidae.
AUGAAUACAGAAUUCUUGCAGAUUGAUUGCAGGCGAUAUAAAACUAAAGACAAGAAUGAGUCAGAAAUUGAAUCUAUGAAAAGAAUCAAGGACAAGAAAAUCAAACCCAAAAGGACAUUAUUCGGGUCUUGAAUACCUUCUAGCAGGCAGUCUUCGUUUUUUUUGAAUACUCCUAAUACUAGGCCAGGUUAUAGCAACAAAGCAGACCUUAUUGCUUUCAUAAAUCACUUAGGUUUCUAUAAUAUGCCAAAGAAUGAGAUUGACAAUAUUCCAAACGAGUGUAAUCUUAAUGGGACACAAUCAACUCUUUCUUUCUCCGGUGGAGAAUCUUCUCAGGUGUGGAAUCUAAAAUAGUCCGACAAUACAGAAAAAUAAAGAUAUCUCAAGGCAAAGGUACAAGUUUUCAAGUUCUUUGGUCUCGAAUAAGUUGCCCAGGAGAUCCUCCUUCAGUAGAAAUAAAAACCAGAAUUUAUCCAUCUCAGGCACUAAGUGUUUGAAAUCAGGAAUUUUUAGCACCAGGAAAAAACAAUUCGUGAGAAAAAAGAAGCAAUUGAAAGUCAAUUUCAAGACUAACUUGAAUAUUGACUUGUUUCCCAAUCUUUGAGACACUGAGAAAGAAACAUCAUCGGAGAAUUCAGAGAAAAUAGUUGAUGUAAAGAUAAAAUAAUUCUUGUGCUACGAGUACAGAAGGUAAUUUGCAGAGUAUCCCAGUAAUCAAGGCCAAAGUAUCCAAAAAGAAGCCUUUAAGAAUAAAGAAGUCAAUCCAUAUGAGGACAAACUUCAAGAAACCGAAUUACAUUCUUUUCUCACCUCUCUGAGGGUACACUAAGAUCGAACCUCAGUAUGUCAGCAGGAAGCAAAGAUUUGAGCCAUUCAAGAACCUGAAAUUCAUGUCAAUCAGAAGAUCAUUCGAUGAGGCCAUCCACACUAAAACUAUUAUUCAUAGAUAACCCAGGAAAGAUUU